Molecule: messenger RNA, 4605 nt
Organism: Vespula vulgaris
Lineage: Eukaryota; Metazoa; Arthropoda; Insecta; Hymenoptera; Vespidae
Exons: 3
Coding region: 3599-4459 (286 amino acids)
Source: RefSeq, a predicted model, not a curated record
CCCUCAAACGUCUAAGAAAGAAGAGGAGGAGAACUUUGGCUUCGGUUAAAAGUAAGAGAAGAAAAAGGCGAAAAGAAAGGUCGAAAGAGUUUUUGUUUUCUCAGAAAUCGUUCGUCAAAGGCUAAAAGAGAUACGUGGCAAUGCAAGCCAGUCCUGUAAUACGUACGUUGCUGUUGCUGUUCCUGUUGCUGCUACUGAUGCUGCUGAUGCUGCUACUGUUGCUGCUGCUAAUGUUACUGCUACUGUUAAUGCUAUUGCUGCUACGUCGUCGUUCGGACGGCGUCAGUUGACAAAAUUAAUGGCGCAUCGCUGACGUCUUGUUUAAAAUGACAAAUGGCAGCAGCCUAGCUUGCUCUCUCUCUCUCUCUCUCUCUGUCUCUCUCUCUCUCUCGUCUCCCUUUCUCGCGACUUGUAACAAGAUACAUCGAGCGUGAUACGAAGCGUAUAGACCGGGACGGACCCGUAAACGAACGCGAUGAAUUCGUUUUGCUUGGCGAGAUUGAGAGAGACAAAAGUUUAAUUAGCAUGUUUAUAUUCGUCGGUGAACGUCAUGGAAAAAAACAUAAUCUUCGGUUGCAUCGUUAAGUUAGAAGCAAGGAUGACUUUGCGUAAUGGACGAUCGGUUCGAUAUACGAAGAGACCACCAUGAUCGUGAUAUUUUUGAGGAGAGAUUUCAUGUUGAUAUAGAUAAUACUACGUAUGACGUAAUAGUAUUAUCAUUAUGUUAAUCUCUAUCGUACAUACAUAUUCUCUUUAUAUCUAUACGAUAUUAUUAUUAUUAAUAAUAAAAUAUCCAACGUAAACGAUGAUGGACGAAUAUACGAAUAAACGUAACAUAAACGGGAUUAACAUAAUAUCGAUUAAAUGUUCAUAUUUUCAACUGAUGCCGUAAAAAUUAAUGUCCUACGAAAAAGAAUGCCAUAAAGAAAGCAUAUGUAUAAUUCUUCUCUCGGUGGGACGUAAAUAUGUAGCAUAUUUACAUCGUCGGAAAGCAUUAUCGUGCACGAGCCACGAUUCCACAAUAAUGCACGUCCGAUUAGACACGGUACAUUAGGCGCUCGCUUUCCUACGCUCCAUCAAACGCACACCAAUGGCUCUGGCUACGAGUGAGUUUAACAACCGAGCUAGGGGUUCUUGGGAAACCGGAAGCUGGUAUGUACGCGUACGUGUGAAAAAGAACGUAACCCCUGAUAGAUAAUGUCGGAUCGUACACAGUAAACGAGUGUAAUCGUUCGUCUCGUAGAGUCAUGUCUAACAGCAUACGUUCUCAUCGACGUUUGUAAAAAGAACAAAUUAGUGUCUCUCGUCAUUUCUGUCGUAGUCACGUCUUCCAAUUUUCAACGAAGCAAAAAAGAUAUAAAUAAAGAGAUAAGAAAAAUUUAUCUAAAUAUUUAAUACUUUAUUAUUUUUAUAAAAAUGGAAAAACGAAGUAUAAAAUACAACAAAUUAUAUAGAUAGAACAUGGUAACAGAGAAGGAAAUAUAAAUAAUAAAUAGGAACAUUUUUUCAUUUAUUUCCAUUAGUUUACUAUUUUAUUGAAAUAUUUUUAUUAAUGUGUAAAAAAAAUAACAUAAAAAUAAUUUAUAUAAAAAAUUUGACACUUACAUAAAUUAAAUUGCCGAUACUAUGACUAUAUAAGUUAAUAUAUUUUUAUAUUUUUUAAACGAUAUCCAAAGAGAUAAAUAGAUAUUAUAUAGAUGCAUAUAAAAAGAUAAAAAAAAGACAAAGAAGAGAAAGAGAGAGAGAGAGAGAGAAAUAGUGCUAUUUCCAUUCAACCAUGCUAUCUCGUAACGUCGAAGGAUCCCAGAGGAUUUACGUAACUCGAGAGACUAGAGACGAUUCAUUGUUACGCGCGUGUACGAGCGUAAUCACACGUAUGUAUGUAUGCGUAUCUACGGUUUCCGAGUUUAAACGUAAUCCAUGAUAUCACGCGAAGCAAAGGGUCUGGAUUUCGAUUCAAACCAAUUGAAAUAAUCAGAUUCAAAAUUAUGGAAAAGUUGUUCCUAUCGAAACAGAAUUUAUUUCAAUAUUAAAAAAAAAAAAAAAAAAAGAAAAAAUGAAGAAAAAAGAUAUUCAACGAUGAAAUGACAUUUUAAUAAACAUUAAAUGUAAAUUAUCUCUAAAAACUAAACUUGAGAUUGUAACGUCAAAAUAAAAGAUCUCUAACAACACUCGACGUUGAGGCAAAUGAAAGAAGAAAAGAAGAGAGUGCGUUUAUUUAGCAAGUUGCAAAAGGUCUAUUCGCGGGACAACGACGAGCGGAUUUAAUGAAUUUCAAUGAGCUCGACGACCCUUCGCUGACGGCAAACUUUGGGCAAACAUCGAGGCCGCUUUACAGGCCGACUAAAAUUACUAUCGGGCGAGUAUAUGUAGUCACUGCAAUCAUGGGAUUCUAGGGUGCAUUUUGGAGUAGCUAUUUCCCCUAUGCAUGUAUGCAUGUAUGCAUCUACGUAGGUAUGUAGGUAUGUUGUAUAUAUGUAUGCACUUAGGAAACGACGAGCUGCGAGAUAAUAUCGUCUGUGAGCUAUAGUAUUAUCUUUGUAUGUGUCUGUGUGCAUGUGUGCUCGCGAACACGCCUUUUGCCGUUCAUUCACAACGAACUCCUGGUGGUCUAAGAGCUCUCCGUCCUCACCCUUUGUUUUUCUACCGACGUGCAUACUCCGCCGUAAUUAACCGGUCGUAAUUACGCGCGAUAAAGUGCAUACCGCUCGUCUUCCGAGUUGCACGCCACUUUCUUCCUACGGGCUUUUCGACGAUCCCGUUCACGCCUAUAUAACCUACGAAUUUAUGUAUUUCUCCGAUUUACCGAUAACGCGACAACUGGGAUUUGCUAACAACGUGUAAUACGAUAAUAACAUAAGGGGAACUUACUGAUUAACUGCAUCGAUAUUUUAUAGAGAUUUAUAAAAAAAAAUCUUUAUCUUAUUAUUUCGCUGAAAUCUAUAUAAUUGUAAUUAAUUUAAUAAUGAAGCAAAUUAUUAAUCGUUAUUUUUGUAAAAUUUAACAAGAAAUAUUUAUAUUAUUAAUUAGAUAUUCGCGCAUAUCUGUAUAGUUUGAAAUAAUUAAUGUCAGUAAGAGGAUAAUAGGGUAUUAAAAGCUUCAAUCCUUAAUAGUGAUUGAUAUUUAAGAAAUGUAAUCAUAAUCCUUCAUCGUUGUCUCUCACGUCGAAGCUGUCAAGUCAUCGAUUCGUUUAUAGUAAUAAACUCGUAUCGAUUAGCAGGAAUAAUUAUUUUAUAUCUCGUGAUAGAUAAAUUCAGAAAGUAAUUAGGAUCAAUAAUCUGAGUAAUCCGGUAUGAAAGAAUCGUCUUCUUCGCUAUUUUUUUUUUUUAUCUUUUCCUUUCUUUCCUUUUUAUUUUAUUAUAUUCUUAAGAUUUGCGAAGGCCAUCGUAAUUUUCUCGUCUAAUGAUCGUUAUUAUCUUGCACGUAUCUCGUAUAUCUUCUCCCUACUACUUUUUUAAAAAAACGACGACAAAAAAGAGAACGACGGCGACAUUGACGUUAGUAACGACGAUUCGAAUUUUGUCUUUCAUUCGGUGCCGACGAAAAAAUCAGUCGACUUUCCGUCUCUCUCUUAUAUCCUUUUUCUAUCUCAAAUGAGAUGAGGAAACUCACAGGAUGGUCGAUCGUAUGUCUGACUAUUAUCCUUGCCAAGGACACCGUAUCCGAUUUGAACGUCUCCUCGAAGAUCGAUCUCGACUCGAACGAGAUCCAACUAACAUCCUCCGAUCGUCCUGUCAUCGUCUCAAACCAAAGAGAAAGGAUCGUCGAUGUUCAAAAGGAACCUUCGAUACGCAUCAACGAACAACCGAACCCAUGGCUACAUCGUCCGAGUCAAUCCUUCGUAAGAUCAAGUUUCCCAGAAGAUUUAAGAAAACGAAGGACACAUCUAUCAUCCGAAUCCCCGAUAAACACUCCGACAAACACUGUUGUAAACAACGUACGAAUUUUUGUAAACGGAAACGAGACAGAAAAGGGAUCGAAUGUUGCGUCCUGCGAAAAUGGUGUUUGCGACGUAUCGGUUUCGUCGAAAAUCGACGAGGAGGGAAACAUUGUGACGGACGUACACAUCACCAUAAUCACAAACACAAAGCCGGCCAUCGAGGUCGCCGAAAUUCCGGUUAUCGAUGGAUUUCGAGGAAUAGAAGAGAAUACGCCUCGCGGAUCAUCUCCCAUGUUUCAUCCUCUCGAUCAUGUGAAACCAACUUUCACUCAUCUUCUACGUAACGAUAUACCGCAAGUUCAAGUCCGUGGAUUUGUAGAACCAAACAACGAGGAAAUUCAUUUCCAAGAUCGAAGAAACUACGGAAGAAUAUUUCCGACUUGGUAUAACGGGCAUAAUCAUGAACAUCGUGCAUACAACAAAGGUUUUCAAGAUUCUAGGUCGUGGCUUCCGCGAAGAGUUAUUGUCGACGAUAAGAUCGAAGCACCGCUUAGUAAAACGAAGCAAUCCGAGGAAUAAAAGGUUUCUAGAUGCUAGAAACAAUGCAACUAUCAUACAGUGAUUCUUUUGUUGAGUAUGUAAAUGAGAAUGAAAAAAAAAAAAAUAAAAAAUAAAAAAAAGAAAGAAAGGAAAGAGAAGAAAAAUAUAUUGUGAAAAUAAAAAGA